Molecule: messenger RNA, 2357 nt
Organism: Mercurialis annua (annual mercury)
Lineage: Eukaryota; Viridiplantae; Streptophyta; Magnoliopsida; Malpighiales; Euphorbiaceae
Exons: 7
Coding region: 204-1595 (463 amino acids)
Molecular function (GO): DNA binding
Source: RefSeq, a predicted model, not a curated record
AAAGAUAGUAAAUGGAAGUGGUUGUGAAAGAAAUAAUAAACACUAUCAAAAGCCACUUAAUAAAUUAAGGGUUUUCGUGAUAGAAGAUUAUAAAUGAAUAUGCUCUAAUUACAAUGUACUAGUUUUGAAAGGUAAAAGUUUGUGAAUAUGAUUUGAUGUUGAGGAGAAGAGUGUUGAAUUGAAGUGGGAAUUGGGGUUUGACAAUGAGAGGAGGAAAGAAGCAGAGUGUGAAGAAGAGAGAGUGUGAAGAUUGGUGCUUUGUUUGCAAAGAUGGCGGAGACCUAAUUCUGUGCGAGCACCGUCAUUGUUUAAAGGUUUAUCAUCCAACAUGCGUAGACUCCUUCGUAACAUCCGGAGAAUCAUGGACUUGCGAUCGACAUUCCUGUUUGCAAUGCCGCAAGUCCUCCAAAUUUUACUGCUAUUCUUGUCCUAAUGCUGUAUGCGCAGAAUGCAUUGAGCAGGCCGAGUUUGCACUUGUUCAAGGGGAUAAAGGACUGUGCAGUGACUGCUUAGAACUUGUCAUCCUCGUAGAAGAAAAAGAUAAUUUGGACACUGAUAAGGGUAAGAUCGAUUUAACUGAUCGAAAUACAUUUGAAUGCUUGUUUUUGGAGUACUGGGAUAUCAUCAAAGAAGAAGAAGGCUUGAAUUUGGAUGAUGUCUAUACUGCAGAUGCCAAGAUGAGAAAGGGUCAAGUCUUAUCGGGUAGCUUUAAGUCGAAUAAAAUUCGUAGAGGCAAAAAAGACGAUGAUUCGAUACACUCUGAUAGUGGUGUAGAUGAUGCUGAAGAAUUUGAAACAAUUGGCAAAGGCAAGGCAACCAAGGCAGUGGAGUUUUGUGGAUGGGGAUCAAAACAUCUUAUUGAGUUUCUUGGAUCUCUUGGUAAAGAUACAACCAAAAUGUUAUCACAAUAUGAUGUUUAUUCAAUUAUCUCUGAAUAUAUUCGGGGAAACGCUCUUUCUGAUCCAAAAAAUCGGAAGAAGAUCAUUUGUGAUGAAAAGCUAUUUACAGUCUUCAGGAGAAGAUGUCUGAAUAAGAAUAAGAUUUAUAAUCUCCUAGAAGCUCAUUUAAUUGAGUACUUAGAUCAAUCAGAUGAGGAUGACAAUUUGAUAAAAAUUGAAAAGUGCCCAAGUAAUCGGAGUGAGAAAGACUUGGCAAGUCGCAAAAAGCGGAGAAUUGAUGAAACAUUUCAAGACGUGGAAGCUCCUACAGUGAAAGAAAGCUGCUUUGCAUCUGUUGUUUCAGAAAAUAUCAAACUUGUAUACCUGAGGAGAAGCUUGGUGGAGAAGCUCUUAGAUGGUCAAGAAAGUUUUGAAAAGAAGGUUGUUGGAAGUUUCGUGAGAGUCAAAAACGACCCAAGAGAUUGCACGCACAGAAAGCCUCACCAGCUUUCCAGAGUAACAGAUAUAAAGAAAACCGCAACAGCUGGUGACAACAAUGGUGAAAUUAUUCUAAAGAUUUUUAAUGUUCCAACCGAUGUCAGCAUUUCAAUGCUAUCUGAUCUAGAUUUUUGUGAGGAAGAGAUUAGCGAAUUGAGAGAAACAGUGGAGAAGGGCUUACUACCCAAGCUUACUGUUCCAUUAGUGGCGAAGGUAUGAUUUUGAAUCUCAAUUUGUAACUAUUUUGACUUUUGAAAUUGAUUGAAGAUUGGAUUUAUGUAAUGUCUGUAAGAUUGUAAGUAAGGAUGAACGAAAAUUGAGUUUUGAAUACUUUCAAUUUUUUUGGAUUUUGGACACUGCAUGUUUUGGAUGGAAAUGGUGUUUCUAAUUUGUAAAUUUUUAACAUCUUUUACAGAGUAAUAGAGAGAUGGUGGAGAAGUUGAAUUGUUAUUUGAUAAAGUCCCUGAUCUUCUAUAUAUAAAUUAGUUGAGUCUGUUACUUUAGUACAAGUAAUUAUUGCUUAAUUUUUAAUACAAACUGAACCAAAUUACUGUUUAAUUUAUAGUAUUUUUUUGUAAAUUUGCCACAUCUCACAUGUAAUGUAGAUAGAGAAGGUGGAACCUUUAUUGUUAUUUUCCCACCUUCUCCACCAUCAAGAAGUUUUUUUGGGGUGGAGUUGUAUUUGACCUAGUGAAUGGUGUCAUGUUAUGUCUCUUUUGUUUUUUAUAUUUUAGUCUUCUCUGCAGUUGACGGACUAAUCCUAGGCCGGAUAUCCGUCUGUUUAAAAUUCAUCUUUUCAAUGAUUUCGAUCAAACCCCAACCUGUGUUAAAACCCUCUUUUCCAUAAAGAUAAACUUUAUCUUAAACUAACAUUUUUCGGUGUCGGGUUCGUAUUGUUCCCCGAGUACUUAGGUAUUAUGCCAACUUCUUAAUUUCCUGAAUAUAGAAAAAAUAAAAUAUUGAUGUACAUAUAAAAACUGA